AUGAGGCGUUCGCCCCACUGUGCGCCGGCGGGAGUGAACUUGACAUUAUCGGCAGAUUCUACUGUACAAUCCGAGCACUCGGCCGCGAAGUUAUCCGAGCUGCAUCCGGGCAGUCCCGCGUUAGACUCGCAGCCCGCAACCUCGCCGACAUCAGGGGCAUCAAGCGUACAUCAGAUGUACGCACAGCCGCCUAACCUCUUGAAGAGUGACCAGGGGGUCACACCUAACCUCUUGAAGAGUGACCAGGGGGUCACACCUAACCUCCUGAAGAGUGACCAGGGGGUCACAUCACAACACAACGUUUACCUUGAGGACGUCCUUCAACACUUUCCGACUUUAUUCGCCGACGAUUUAGGAACUUGUAACAAUUUCAAAGUGAAGGUUAAUAUUGCCAAAGACGCUCGUCCAGUCCAGUCAAAAUGUAGACAGAUUCCGUAUGCGAUGGAAGCUCUACUCGCCGAAGAAUUGAAACGGCUCGAAUCUCUUGGCAUCAUUGAAUCGGUAGCAACUUCAAACUGGACAUCGCCUAUCGUCAUCGCAAAGAAGCAGAAUGGCAAGAUACGCCUAUGUGGGGACUACUCGACAGGUAUCAACAGCGUUUUAAUCAGCAACAGCCACUCCCUGCCUACUGUUGAUAACAUCAAUGCAAAACUUAAUGGAAAUCGUUAUUUCAGCGUACUGGAUCUUAGUGACGCAUUUUUCCAGCUCGAAAUUGACAAAGAUCACCGUGAGAUCACUACUAUAGUAACACCAUUUGGACUUUACAGGUAUACUCGAGAACCGUUCGGCCUCAAAACAGCACCGGCUGAUUUUCAACAAGCUAUGGACAACACACUCGAGGGUCUCGAAGGAGUGUCCGCAUAUUUUGAUGACGUCAUAGUCAGAGGCCGUACUCGCAAAGAGCAUCACGAGCGUCUGUUCAAAACUCUCCAACGCCUGCAAGAUAGAGGAUGGAGACUCAGAGCCGAAAAAUGUCGCUUUGGCCUGGAAGAAAUCAAAUACCUAGGCUCAAUCGUGAAUGCGCACGGCAUAUCAGCUGAUCCAGAAGCAACCAAUGCCAUAGCGAGCAUGCCAAAGCCUAUCUCGGUUCCGGAGGUACAAAGCUUCCUAGGAAUGGUGAAUCAUUAUGGCAAAUUCAUCCCUCAUCUACAUGAAAUGAAACAGGCACUUGAAGAUCUCACACGAGAAAAUCGCACAUGGUCAUGGGACCAGACUCAUGAUCUCGCUUUUAAUCAAAUCAAGAAGGUCAUGCUCAGCCCUCUUCUGCUGGAUCACUACGAUCCAUCAAAAACACUGAUAGUGGCAGCAGAUGCAUGUGCCACUGGAAUUGGCGCCGUUCUUCUUCAACGAGACUCAAACGGCCAUGAGCGUGCAGUCUACCAUAUGUCGCAGAGCCUUAUCGACGCUCAAAGGAACUACUCCCAGCUCGAAAAAGAGGCCCUCGCGCUCGUCACAGCCGUCGAACGAUUCCAUAAAUUCGUCUGGGGAAAAAGAUUUAUACUCCAAACGGAUCAUAAACCCCUCGUGGCCCUACUGCAAACUGAGAACACCAAGGGACUCAAAGCUACUACAGCAGCUAGGCUCAAACGUUGGGCACUGCGACUCAUGGGCUACGACUUCAAAAUAGAGUUUAUCCGCACUCAAGAUUUUGGUCAUGCCGACGCCCUAUCUCGUUUGAUCGACAAAUUUCGUCGUGACAACGCGGAGGAACUCCAAGUAGCUAGCAUCCAAGCAAUGGAAUCGGAGCUUCUCCAGUUAAAAAAUCGAUCAAUAGACUUUUUUGACAGAGGGGUCAGAGUGGUCAUCCCAGAGGUUCUCAGGCCAACAAUUCUAGCAGCUCUUCACAAGGACCAUCCCGGCAUUAGAAAGACAAAGCAGUUAGCUCGAGAAUUCGUGUACUGGCCGAAAAUGUCCGACGACAUUGAACACCUUUUACGUCAAUGUGACGCCUGUGCGCUGAACCAGAAACUCCCAAUCAAAGUACCACUAGAUCCAUGGCCUGCUCCGUCUCGACCAAUGGAACGCGUCCACAUCGACUUCGCUGGUCCAAUUGAAGGGCAGUAUCUACUCAUUUUUGUAGACGCUUACUCCAAGUUUUUAGACGUGGCAAUUACACCCACGAUCUCUGCAGCCCGCACUGUCGAUUUGUGUCGUGAAUUCUUUUCCAGGUUCGGACCACCAGAGGUGCUCGUCACCGACCAUGGGACACAGUUCACAUCAGAACUAUUUGCUGUUUUCUGCAAGGAAAUGCAGAUCUCCCAUCUCCUGGCUGCGGUCAACCACCUGCAAUCGAACGGCCAGGCCGAGAGGAUGGUGGACACGGUAAAAAGGGCCAUCGCCAAAGACCUGACUAAUUGGAAGAGACAGCUGUUUGAUUUUCUGCACAGCUACCGUUACACUCCAUGCUCAGAAUCGCCCUCAGGAAAGUCUCCUGCAGAGCUUUUGUUCGGACGUCGAAUGAACUCCCCGUUCUCGAAAUUGCUCCCGAAGCCUGAGACUCACGAGCCUGCUCCACCAGCCUCUGCCGAGAAACAGCUAGCCAUGGAGAAACAGUUCUUGAAACAUCAUGGCGCCCGACCCCGUUACCUAACGUUGGGCGACCGCGUAAUAGUCCUUACUCGCAAGGACAAAAGAGAACAAGGCGUUAUUCAUAAAGUACUAUCACAAACUCGCUACUCUGUACGCCUUGAAGACGGAAGAGUCAUCGACCGCCAUUUCAAUCAUAUCUGGAAAAGAGGUUCCGACCCGUCAACCCGGCCCGAGAGUCUUAUGGACGACUGGUCGCUCCUACAGCCGCCCACGCCGGAAACGCCUCUUACUUUGGAAGUUGAUCACCAGCCGGCUGCAUCCCCUGCAGCCCAGACCCCAGUCAUCAGGAACCUAACCCUCCUAUAA
Messenger RNA from Temnothorax curvispinosus, 2895 nucleotides. RefSeq lists its product as uncharacterized. Bases 1 to 2895 code for a protein of 964 amino acids. Gene Ontology annotation, biological process: DNA integration. Lineage: Eukaryota; Metazoa; Arthropoda; Insecta; Hymenoptera; Formicidae. Gene Ontology annotation, molecular function: nucleic acid binding. The transcript is spliced from 3 exons. The record is from RefSeq and is a predicted model, not a curated record.